AUGCGUUGGUCCGCGUUUUGGCAGUUAUUGGUAGCUCUGGCGGCCCGGGGCCUGGCCCAGCCCGCGCCAACCCUCUGCGACGACGAGGCCUGUCGGUGUGACUCCUUUACACGCCUUAUUUGCAAUUGUACUACAGACUUUGGCGAGGUGACACUGCGACCAGACGGUGCUUAUCGGGUGCCGUCAACGGCCACUGCAAUUAUAAUUGACGGGUGCGCUCGAGUACAUUUCUUACCGGACACCGUCCGCGGACUCAUUCAGCUCCGCAACGUGGAGAUUAGGAAUGUAGCGUAUGCGGUAUUUAAUGAGCGUUCUCUUGCAUGGUCGCCAUUCUCUUCAAAUAGCGAUAUGAACCCUGGAAUACGCAUUACCAUACACAACAGUACAGUCAACGAGAUCUCUUCACACGCGAUUCAAGGACGAGUGAACGAUAUAAUUAUUAGCGAUAGCCGAAUCAGUAAUCUCAAACCGUUUGCAUUUUCUAGUCUGACUGGUGUUAAAAAUAUAGAACUUACCAAUAAUAUAUUUGAUAAUAUCGAAAUACAAUCAUUUAAGAAGUUCUCGACAUUGAACUUUAUGUUACGUGGCGGAACAAUAGGUACGCUUCCUAGUAGGUUUCUAUCUGACGUUGAAGUCAGUAAUUUGUUUAGGAUAAAAGAAGUUACCAUUAAACACCUGUCUAGCUUAGCUUUUCUUGUCAAUUCACCAAAGAAAGUUUUUAUUGAAAGCAACGUUAUCGAUUCCAUGGACGGAGAUGGGUUUCAUUUAGCAUCUAGAGGACCAAUUACUUUUAGAAAUAACACCGUAAAGACAUUACGAAAAGGUGCAUUUUUCGGAUUCACUGUCGAUAUGGAUGUGUUGUCAACACUUGGCCGACAGGAACUUGUGUUAGAUAAUAAUACAGUAAUGUAUUUGAAUCCGACAUCUCUCACGUUUAAUCGGACAACUUUAACGUUAAGAGUGGAUGGUUUAAACCUUAACGUUGAAUGUGCGUGUGAGUUGGCAGAAGAAUGGCGUGAAGUGCUAAAAGAGCAAGGAGGAAGCAUCACUUGUUGGUAUGAACUAGAAAAUCAUUAUGUGUCAUUACCGACAUAUGUGGACAGUCGAUGUGGGACGUUCAAACAGAACUUUUGGAUAUAUGUGGUGGUGGGCGUCAUAAUUAUAGCCGUCGCGGCAGCCGUUUCAAUCUUUUUUAUAGUGAAACAUGAAAAUGAAAAGAAGAAAAAAUUGCAAAUAGUAAUGCCGGACGGAAAAACGUAUAGAGAAACAGAGUUUCAUAUAGUGGUCGAGAGAGCCGAACUCCUCACCACAGACUUAUGA
Messenger RNA from Parnassius mnemosyne (clouded apollo), 1320 nucleotides. The record is from the annotation of a GenBank genome assembly. NCBI's taxonomy places the organism in Eukaryota, Metazoa, Arthropoda, Insecta, Lepidoptera, Papilionidae.